This is a messenger RNA of Callorhinchus milii (elephant shark), 2939 nucleotides long. It is a transcript of the gene gins3, whose product is annotated as GINS complex subunit 3. The record is from RefSeq and is a predicted model, not a curated record. The transcript is spliced from 3 exons. NCBI's taxonomy places the organism in Eukaryota, Metazoa, Chordata, Chondrichthyes, Chimaeriformes, Callorhinchidae. Gene Ontology annotation, cellular component: GINS complex. Bases 84 to 719 code for a protein of 211 amino acids. Gene Ontology annotation, biological process: mitotic DNA replication initiation.
GUGUUCGGAGCGGCGGCGGCGGUGACUUUAAGCUCCCGGUGGGUGCUGGCGGGGUGUUCGCUCCCGGGGAAUCCCUCCGUGCAAUGCCGCGCUCCGACUCCUACUUGCCCGUGGCCCCCGGCGGCCCGGAGGAGAGCUUCUUCAGUCUGGACGAUAUCCUGAUGACCCAGGAGAAGCUGCCCUGUCAGACCGAGACGGCGCUGCCGCGGCUCGGCUUCCUGGACAAGAGCGGCGAGGCCCCCCUCAUCCCCGAGGCCACUAAAAUGGAGCUACCUCUUUGGCUGGCCAAAGGACUUAGUGAUCCCAAGCGCCGUAUUGUCUCCGUCAGUGCCCCAAAAAUAUAUAAUGGAAGAUGGCGGACAAUCUUCAACGCCGAUGCAAAUGUCGUGGACCUGCACAAAAUGGGGCCGUAUUAUUAUGGGUUUGGGACGCAGCUGCUGAAUUUUGAAAGCCCAGAGAACACGGAGAUUGCUCAGACAAUCUUACAGACAUUUGUUAGUCGCUUUCGUCGCAUCAUGGAUUCUUCCCAGAACGCGUAUAAUGAGGACACGUCGGUGCUGGUGGCCCAUUUGGAUGAGCUGGAGCGGGGGUUGUUCCACGCUGGACAGAAGAGUUUGAAUGACUUCCAAAGCUGGGAGAAGGGGAAGGCUGUCCAGAUCACCACCUCCCACCUGGUUCAGAGCUAUGGCAAAAGGAAGUUUUCAGAAAUGGACAGCUGAAAUGAAACCGCAUGGGACAAACUGGAGGGAACAAUCACAAUCUUGUGACAUUAGGCAGCAGUUCUGUCUGAACAAUUAACCCCAAUCUACCAGUCAGAAGCCAGCACAUUUACCUACUGGACAAUGGCCAACAGUACAAAUGCUUGGCCAGGUGUGCAUUGCACUCACUGCAUUGUUCCUGCAUGUUGAAAACCUGCUUCUGAAGGCUUUUUACGAACCUAUGUAUUUAUUCUGAUUCAGUGAUUUUCAUUAUGCUGACUCCUUGCGUGCUCCUAAUGCACAACUUGGAGCCUCUUCAACCAAGAUAUGAGACUGUUCUCCAUUUUUAAUUCUUUGUUACAUCCCAAAAUUACUGUGCUUCUAUUUGAAGUCAAAGAACGGCGAAUGGUACUGACUACGUGUCAUAACAAUACACUGUCUCUUUUUAAUUCUUCUUGACAAAACAUUUAUUGGAAGAUUGUAACUCUGUUUCUCACUUUUAAGUCAAACUGUCUGGUAUUUUAUUUAAACUAGUCCAGCACAAGAGAUUGUCCAAUUUCUCUAGUGAUAGAAGAUUGAACUCAAGUGUCAAAAGCUUUCAUCCCACACUUGAUUGAUAUUCAAACAGCCUGCUUUCAUCUCUUGUGCUCAAUUGAAACUAAGAAGUAUAGGGUGCUUUGCUCUGGAGGAGGAGAGAGAUGGCCUAUUUAAUUAGCACAUCUGAGCGCACUACAUAUAAGUGGAGGUUGACGCUCCUAAUUGGCCUCUCUACAAGUAGGAAGGAGGAGUGACUGGAAGGCAGCAAUGGGAUGUAAGCGAAGCAGACAAAUCGUUAACUUGUUUGUGUCAUCAUAAACAGGUUCAUUGAGUCUAACUUCAAUUCUGUGCUUCCUUACAAUGUGCCUUCAUUUUCUUGUUGGCAUUGAGCAGAGAUUAGUGUUGCCUGGCAACUCAAAUAGAUUGAGGCUUUACUUUCAGCUGGUCUGUAGGGUUGAAGCCAGGGCCAACUAGUAUUUCAGUGUGUCUGUAGCAGCUAAACUUUAGAAAUUCUCAACUGGGUUGUUGCAUGGCAGUGAUACUAGUUCAGGAAGUUAGUACGUGUGCAUUAGUUCCGUUAUUUGUUUUGAUGAAGUGCAGUGUUUUAAGUUGGUGUCUAAAAGGAAUCUGGUCGACUCCAACUCCUUGACUUGUAGCAAUCUCUGCUGCAGGUUGGCCCCAAACUGGUUGAACUUUACGUUUAAAAUGGAUUCCAUAUGAUGAAUGUAAUACCUCCACUUUCCCACUGAGGGCAACAGAGGUACAAUUUCAGAGGCUGCUCUGCUUCAGUCCAGUCUGGUGAUAUUGAUGAUCAGAAAAAAAUGUAGGGCAAUGGAAAUGUAAAUUUGGGGUUUCAAUUAUUCAUUGGUUUUAACAUGCUUGGUUCUGGUUGUCAUAGACUGAUCCAUGUGGUAGUCUCCCAGUUGAGUAUUUGGAUGUGAAACUGAAUUGUGUUAUUUUAAAGCCUUUAUGCUUCUUGCCAAAGUUUAAUGCACUUCAUGUUGAAGUCAGGAUGGUUGUGAGUAUGACAAGAAUUUCAUCUAAUUCAAGAGCUUCUGAUGAUAUAAACAGCAGAAGCAAAGCUUAAUGUUUGAGGCUAAAGCUUACCGUAAAUCCAUUUAUAACGCAAGCAUCUAUCCUUUAAAUAAAAUAAAUGUAACUUUUAAUAAUUUUAUUGUGUAAUCUGGCUCAGAUUUUGCACAUAGACCAUUCUGUCCAUUUGAUCUGUUUUAUUUUUAAAGAUUUGAAUCUAUCUGAUUUUAAUCUGCUUUUAAUAUUUUGAGUGGCUUAACAUUUUUCAUGUAAUGUGAUGUUCUAUGAUAAUACCACUAAACAGCUUAGUGUUUCACAUAUCUAGGUCAUUCUGGAAUUCCUGUUUUUCCACCACGACCUGGGUUUUGAUACCAGACAUGUAUCGCAGUUAACUUUGACAUCUUUCAGUAGAAUAAUUCCCUCUGUAUCUGUCUGUAUCUGUUUUGGUUUUUAAAUUGCUCUACUGAAUUCUGGUCAUUUUGGAGUGAAAGCAAAGGAAUAAGUGGAACCUCGGUCAUCUUGACACUCUGGCCCAUUCACAAGGUUUCUGUAGUUUUGUGCACUUCGUGCAUGGACAGCGUUUUCACUCUGCAGUGCAUGAAUAUGGGAAAGAUUGACGAGAUACUUAACCAAUUCUUAUAAUGUGAUAGAAAUAAACAGUUUUAAUAGCUC